GAUAAAGUGAUUUUAAGGAGAAAUGCGGCGUGUUUUCAGUGCUGCUGAUCUCACACACCGCCAGACCUGAGCUCACAUUGAGACGAAGAGCGGCGCUGGGAAGUUUAAUGUUCCUCAGGAGCGACGGAAACAGUCCUCCGAACAUCUGAGGAGAUUUCACCUGCUGGUUUUGGCGCAUACACAAUUAGGAUGACCUACAAAUGGUUUCUGUUUCUCCCCGGUGGGCUCAUGCUCCCGAUCUAGGGUGGGGGGGGCAUCGCCCCGUUCUGCCAUGAAAGGCUACACCCCCCAGCGCACCCGUCACCCGUCAGACUGCGAGCCGCCCCGUUCUCCCAGUCACCGGGACCCUCUGUACCCCCCGUCUGCGUCCUCCACCCUGUCCCACGCCCCGUUUCUCCUCCCAGCAGCCAUGGAGCAUUACGGAGCCCUGGACCCACAUCACUUCUCCCCAUCGCCCGACUGCCUGAUGCCCCUCAACAGCCAGCUGUCCUCCAGCAGCACCUUCCCCCGGAUCCACUACAACUCGCACUUCGACCAGGGCGACUUCGGUCCCACGGCUGACAGCAUCGGGGGAAUCAGCACCGGGACGCUGGGGACGUCUAUGUCCAUGGGAAUGGGUCUCGGAGUGGGACGGACCGCCAUGAUCACCAGUGGAUCCGCAACUAUAUCGGGGGCAGGAAAAAUGAACCGGAUGCCACCUAACCUCUUAGACCAGUUCGAGAAACAGCUGCCAGGUCAACAGGACGGCUUCAGCACGUUACAGUUCCAUCGAAGCACUGCGGUGACGACGACCAAACAGCAGCAACAGCAGCGGACUGACAGUCCGGGAAAAAUACGCUACUUAGUUCACUCCGUCCAGAAACUGUUCGCUAAAUCCCAGUCGCUGGAAAACUCUGCCAUCAAGGGAAACAUGAACGGCCGCAACAGCAGAUCGUCGAGCAGCGAUGACAAAAACCAUCGGAGCAAAAGCAAAGACCGGGCGAAGAGCGAAGGAACUGCCAAACGGAGGCCACGAUCCAAUAUGUCUGGAUACUGGAGUUCUGAUGAUUUGGACAGUGAUAUAAGUAACUAUAGGAACCCAAAGGCCAUGAUGACUUUGGGUCGUCAAGCGGUGGGAUCUGGACCGGGGCCGGGUGGACAGGUGGCAUCCAGGUACUUCAUGCAGGGCUACAGCACCAUGAGCGAGCACAUGCUGAAAUCCUCAAAGAGUAACAGUGACCUGAAGCACCAGGGGCUCCCUGCACUCCCGGGACCUGGCGGUGGUGGUGGUGGUGGGGGGGUCAUAGGAAGCCGAGGACCGAUGUUUGACGGGAACUUUGGUAAAGGGGGACCCUGGUCCACGCUUACGUUAGGACCCUCCAGACAGGUGUGCCAGAAGGGCUCGGCCACGCUGGAUCGCACCCUGCUGAAGUCCAAAUCUGUCCAGCAGGAUCUGGGCUGCCACAUCCUGCAGGUGCGCGGGAGGAUGCCCUCCACCGGCGACUGGAUGGGGACUCUGGGCCGAAGCGGGCCCAUGGGCGAGAUCCCCUGUAGACGGAUGCGUAGCGGCAGUUACGUCAAAGCCAUGGCCGACCUUGAGGAUAGCGACGACUCUGACGAGAGUCCCAAACCCUCGCCAAAAAGCACCGCGCGGAGGCAGAGCUACUUACGCGCAACACAGCAAUCACUAAGUGACCAAUUCCCCUCAAGAAACCGUCUGCUGGACUACUCGAUGCUGCAGGGGGAUCUGGAGGCUCUCUGGUCCCCCCUCCACAGCAUCAGCACCCUGCAGCAGAUCGGACGCUCUGUCAGCUGUCUUCCUUCUCUGCGAGAGUACUCUGGGAAUCGCAGUCUGGAUAACCUGGACUGCAUCGGAGGCAGUUCUCCGUUCCCAAACUGGGAUGAUGACGACUUCAGUCAGGGCUGCAGCACGCUGGGACGCGGCAGCUGCAUCAGUCAGGUGCGAGACAUGGAGCUGAGUCAGCAUUAUAGAGACGAGCUGGAGGACAUGCAUCCUCACUCCCGCUGCAGCGAGCCUCCAGACAUGCCCAUGCCCACAUGCUUCCGCUCCCGCAGCCAUAGUUACCUUCGCGCCAUUCAGGCCGGCUGUUCUCAAGACGACGACACGGCCUCGAUGGACUCUGAUUCACCGCCGCCCACGACCACAACGACCGUACGCACCUACAGCAACAGCACCGUCUCCACAUGUAUGACCUCCUGUAAGAGGGUGGCUCCGCCUCCUGUUCCCCCUCGAACCACCUCCAAACCCUUCAUCUCCGUCACCGUGCAGAGCAGCACCGAGUCCGCGCAGGACUGCUACCCCGACCGCAAGAGCGAGGUCAACAGCCAAUCAGGACGCAGCAACUCCUCCGACAGCCUCGACAGCCUGGCCAAAGGGUCACGACCCCAGCUUCCUGUAGCGCCGCCCCGUGUACCCCAGGCCGUGGUCAUCUCUCCCAACGCGCUCCGAGAGUCCCAUCAUAUGCAGGUGAAGGGGGAGGCGCUCGCUGCGGACGAACCCCCUGUAGACCCCGUCCCGAGACGGAAACUCUCCUCCAUUGGGAUUCAAGUGGACUGCAUUCAGGAAAUCCAGGCUAAAGCAGAGACGCCACCGCUGGCCAGAUUCCAGUCGAUCGGAGUUCAAGUGGAGGACGGCUGGACUUUCAGCCGCUCCAGUAGUAUGGCCUCUCGGCAAGAGACGGACUCAGACACGCAAGAUCUCUCGCUCACGUCGCUGACGUUCCCAUCCAACUCCAAACACACCGAGAAGAAAGUCAUGGUCAACAGCGCCAGCCAAUCGGUGGACUCUCCUCCGCAGCUCUCCCUCGACAACGGUAACCAUGACAACGGCGUAGCGGUGACAACCAGCGGCCCCUCCCGACAGAUCCUGACCAAUCGCUCGACCACGCAGAGCAGCUCCUCGUCCUUCUCCGAGAGUCUGGAUCCGGCCCUCGACCCGUCAUCCCUCCCGCCGCCUGACCCCUGGCUGGAGAGCGGGAAUGGGACGGGGGACGGGGGCCCCGCCCAGCCGCUGACAGGGGCCACGGCGUGCCGGCGGGACGGUCACUGGUUCCUGAAGCUCCUGCAGGCCGAGACGGGCCGGAUGGAGGGAUGGUGCAGUCAGAUGGAGAAAGAGACCAAAGAGCACCAGCUCUCAGAGGAGGUUUUGGGGAAGGUCCGUAGCGCGGUGGGCUGCGCUCAGCUCCUCAUGUCCCAGAAGUUCCAGCAGUUCAGAGGCUUGUGUGACCAAAACCUGAAUGUGAACGCAAACCCGAGACCCACGGCUCAAGAUCUGGCCGGGUUUUGGGAUCUUCUUCAGCUCUCAAUAGAAGACAUCAGCCUCAAGUUUGACGAGCUUUAUCAUCUCAAAUCAAACGACUGGAAGCUGCAGGGAGACUCGCCGGAGAAGCAGGAGAACCAGAAACAGGCUCCUCCGGUGCCCAAGAAGCCUGGGAAGAGUAAACCCGCCCUGGGCCGAGAGAAGAGCAACGACUCGGUGGACAAACAGAGACAGGAGGCUCGCAAGCGGCUCAUGGCGGCCAAGAGAGCUCAGUCCGUCAAGCAGAACUCGGCCACCGAGAGCGCCGACAGCAUCGAGAUCUACGUGCCCGAGGCGCAGACGCGGCUCUGAGGAGACGCACACCAAACACGCUCAAGGGCUCCGGCGUCACACACAACACCAAAAGCUGCUUUUGUCUUUUGACGGCGUCGAGGUGAGAGAGGGGGACGCAAACCACGCAGUGCAAACAGACUGCCAAGGAAAACCUCACAACAAAAAUCGUAUUAGUUGCAAUGAAUAAUAUUAUUAUUGAUAUGAUAAUUCAUAUCGGACUGCUAUUGAUUAUGAUUAUUGUCCUAGAUUGUUUUAAAUGUUCUGGAUAAGAACUCCUGUAUCGUAGAAACACUCCCGCCGCUCGCGUGGAAUCCACGUCUUCCUGUUACACGCUUCGGUUUCUGUUCUUCUUCCUCUCUUCCUUCACCAGAGAUGCUCCUCGUCUUUUGUUAACAGUUUGGAUCGAUGCAAGCGAACGUCGCACCAGCUGCUGCUUGAUGCGGCAGGUGGCGCUCUUCCGUUUCUCAUGUUUUGAUGUUUACGAAUCAUGCGUUGUGGUAUAUCUCCGUCUCAGGUCCUGAAGUCUCACGGUCGUCCAGUUCUCAUGAGUUUAAACAAUCCUGAUAGUCCUUGUUAUUUCUGCUUUGCUUUAAGGAAAGCAACCUAACCUGAUGUUUUAUUGAAUGAAGUGCCUGUGGAUCAUUAUUGUGGGUAACUUUACGACCCUUGUAGCAAUAUCAAAGAUUAUAAUAUCACAAUUUAAUCAGCACUCCCUAAAACACGUAGUGUAGACGCUUUGGCGGUGGGAUAAAACUUAAAGAGCUAAAUAUGAUUCUUCGUUCCUUUUCAUCAUCCAGUUUCUCUUUCAAACUGCACAGAUCUGUACUUGUCGCUCCUCAUCAUGUCCUGUUAGUUUGAAUAUAGCAUUGAAAACAUCUUUAUGCAAACAAAAAAAAAACUUUUUUUUUUAUCGAAGAAGGUGGUUAGGUUUGUUUUAAACGUAUUUGAUAAAACUGCAAAUUAAGAAAUCUUACCUAAAUAUUCUAAUAUUAAUGCGGUUUUAAUUUGAUCCUUUAUAUAUUUCAUGUGACUUAAUCUGAUUUGUCCGAUACAAACUUACUGCUCUUUCCAUGCACUACCAUUGUCAAGUUUGGGGUAGGUUUGAUUUUGUAUGUUUUAAAAGUCUCUUGUCCUCACCAAGGCUGCAUU
Sinocyclocheilus grahami is the source of this 4741-nucleotide messenger RNA. RefSeq names its product discs, large (Drosophila) homolog-associated protein 4b (gene dlgap4b). Gene Ontology annotation, cellular component: glutamatergic synapse; postsynaptic specialization. The coding region runs from base 272 to 3610 and encodes 1112 amino acids. The transcript is spliced from 14 exons. Lineage: Eukaryota; Metazoa; Chordata; Actinopteri; Cypriniformes; Cyprinidae. Gene Ontology annotation, biological process: signaling. The record is from RefSeq and is a predicted model, not a curated record. Gene Ontology annotation, molecular function: molecular adaptor activity.